This is a messenger RNA of Seminavis robusta, 2916 nucleotides long. The record is from the annotation of a GenBank genome assembly. NCBI's taxonomy places the organism in Eukaryota, Bacillariophyta, Bacillariophyceae, Naviculales, Naviculaceae.
AUGCCAGGAGGAUCUUCUAAUGGAGGUCGUAGCGGCAACCGAAACAAUGGCAAAAGAACAGAAUCAAAGCAAAUUCUAGAACUUCGCUCUGUAUGUCCCGACCACAAGAAAGGGGACUUUGACCAACUCGUUAAACAAUUCAAAGGCGACGAAGCGAAAAUCCAGCAGAAGAUCCAAGAAUGGUGGGAAGAACCUCAUAAGCCCCAAGAAGAAAAAUGGGAGGACGUUAAUAGAAACAAAUCGGCCGCCAAACAAAAAAGCGGCGGAAAUUAUCGUGGCGGAGGACGCGAUCGUGACCGUGGUGGACGUUCUAGCAAUGGCGAAGGGCGUGGCCGCGGUGGUCGUGGAAGAGGAGGACGUGGUCGCGGAGAUAGAAAGUUUCGCGAUGGUCCUCCUCCCCACAAACAAAACAGAGAAGGACAACAGCAACCUGCUCAAAGGGACGAAACCAACAAGAAGGAUUUUGCCGACCAGCAGGCUCCCCAGCAGAGAGUUGGUGUUCCAAAGCCAGUGACCAAUGCUCCACCUCCCAAGGGUGCUUGGGGCAGGGCUCUUGGAGGAGGGCAAGCUGCUCCUGGUCCUGGACCAACAUCUCCCGCUUCCCCUGAGAAACCUGCCGAAAAUCAACAGCCAAUUAAUGCUCUGCCACAGCCAACUAAAAAAGAAGCAGCUGUAGCUCCAGUUGAAAAAAUGGAAGUUGGCGUUGUCACUAAAAAUGAUCCCACCCCAUCUGGAUUCGCUCCUCCUGUGACAGACAACAAGACUGCUCAGCGUGCUUUGCCUGUUUCUGGAAAUGUCUGGGCAACCAAGGGAUCAGCUCAUCUAAUCCAAGCCGAAAAACAGCCGCCUGCUCCUAUUGCGCCAACACCGGCGCCUGUGACGCCUUUAGUGCAGCCUGUGGUUCCUGGCCAAACAUCGGUUGCUGCUUCCUCCGCGCCUAUGGAAAUGCCUGUUGUGGAAGAACUACCAGAGCCGCCAGCUCCCGAGCCAGUUGUGGAAGAAGAGCCUAUUGUGGAAAUGCCUUUGGUAGAGGAUUCAGUUGUAUCUACGUUGGAGACGGGUCUCCCACCGGCCGUGGCUAACACUGCAAGUGCAUGGGGAAGUGAACCUCCUCCGGUAGAGGAUCCAGAGCCAGCACCUGUCCUAGACAUUCCGCCCUCACCGGAGGCUGUUGUGAAGGCUUCUCCACUGAACACUUCCAUGGCUCCUCCUGCUCCACCUGUGCCACCAGUUCCGGUUGUAGAAGAACCCGCACCGUCCCCUCCCAAGCCACAACCCCCAGCACCCGCUCCCAAGCCACCAAGACCAGCACCUUCCAAUGUUCUCAAUAUGGGACACUGGGAUGCCGGAGACAAUGACGAUUCUCAAAAUUUGGAUUUUGGUUUUGGCUUCGGAACAGAGACCGAUGUCGCAGCAACCAUUGAACCUGUGACAGCUGCUGCGCCACCAGUUCCCGAAGAACCAGCUCCGGCUCCAACGACGACCUCAACUCCCCCAACCACAACUGCAGCGGCGCCUCCACAGGCAGCCACUGCAGCUCCACCGGCUGUUUCGCCCGCGAGGCCCCCACCAGGACUUUCUAUUGGAGGCAUGCCACCAAUGCCAACCAACGCCGUAUUGGUGCACGAAUUGGAAACUAGUUUGGAAAAUACUGCUCUGAGCGCUCCCAAGCCAGAACCAGCACCCCCUGCACCUCAAGAAAAACCAAUUACCAAUCCUCUCCCACCUCAGCCUGCCACGCAAGUUCCUGCCGUACCAACAGGAGCGACAGCGGCUGUGCUUCCCGGGGGACAAAAUUACAACCAAUACGGAAUGCCUGGAAUGUACAAUUACAAUGCACCUGGAAGCGGCUUUGUGGGAGUUCAUGCCCCAGCGGGUCCUUUCUUGGCAGGCGUUGGGGUGAUUCCCCAGCAACAGCCACCCAAGGUCGGAGCAAACUCGCCGCAACCAGGAGCAGCCCCAGGUGGACCAAGCCCCAACGUCCCUCAAGCCGGUGGGCUUUAUGGUCACCAUGCUUCGGCUCCGUCGUCAGGAAACGCCCCAGACACUACGAACACCACAACCGACACCACUGUAAGUAAUGCGACUACCACCAACAGUGCCGCUCCAGCCCCUCCAGGAAUGCCACCAGGCAUGCCUGGUAUGCCACCAUACAAUCCAGCAUUGUACUAUGGCCAACAACCGUUCCACCUGGGACAGCAGCAUGGCGGUAUGGGUUACAAUUACGGUUACGGACAAUUUGGAGGAGUCCAAGGAAACUUUGGAUAUCAACAAGUGAUGGGACAGGGUGGAGGAUAUGGUGCUCCUCAUUAUGGCGAUGACCAGCAUCAACCAGGACCCCCGCAUCAAGGCCACCAAGGAAAUUCCCACUCCCACCACUCUGGUGGCUCUGGAGGCUAUCAGAACAAGAGCGGAGGUGGGUACCGUGGACGAAACCACAACUCGCACCACAACAACAAUCACAACCAGUACCAGAAUCAGUACAAUCCCCCACAGCACGGAGGCUACGGCGGUCAACCCUACGGAAUGGGACACUACAACGAUCACUUCAAUCAACGCAGUGGAUAUGGUCACGCGAACAUGGGCGACAUGUACAGCAUGCAGCAGCAACAGCAGCAGCAACAAGGAAUCCAUUCUGGAGGUGGCGGUGGCGGAUUCCAAGAUGACAAUGACAACCACAACAAAGGUCGCAGGGGCGGAAACAACCGCAACAAUAACAACAAUAGCUUGAAUCAGUUCCAGGGCGGCCCUCACGCACAGCUAUCUGGCGGGCAGCAGCAGCAGCCAUUCGGUCUUCAGGGCCACACCAAUGAUUCCGCCCAAACCGCAACUGGAGGAGGCUGGUCGAACAAUAACCAAGGUGGUGGUGGUGGUGGAUGGAGCGGAGGUGCAUCCAGCUGGCAGCAGGGCAACUAG